Centruroides sculpturatus (bark scorpion) is the source of this 2275-nucleotide messenger RNA. It is a transcript of the gene Hr96, whose product is annotated as nuclear hormone receptor HR96-like. The coding region runs from base 581 to 2197 and encodes 538 amino acids. The transcript has 4 exons. Gene Ontology annotation, biological process: negative regulation of transcription by RNA polymerase II; cell differentiation; positive regulation of transcription by RNA polymerase II. Gene Ontology annotation, molecular function: zinc ion binding; nuclear receptor activity; RNA polymerase II cis-regulatory region sequence-specific DNA binding. Lineage: Eukaryota; Metazoa; Arthropoda; Arachnida; Scorpiones; Buthidae. The record is from RefSeq and is a predicted model, not a curated record.
CCCGCCAGAGGACGGGAAGCAAGAAAACAAGCGUACAAAAAUUAAUAAAGAUGGCGGCCCUCAAAAGAUAUGUUAGCAGAAGCGAUUCGAUUGAAACGAAAGAAUGACAUUGAUGUAAUUUAAUUUGCAUUGAUUUUUAUGAAUCGGUAAGCUCCCGUUUUCGUAGAAAACAAUUAUAAUGAAAAAGGACCGAGAUCGUAUAAAACGUUUAAUAUGUCACGAAGGAAUUGUUGAAAUUUAUUGAAUUAACUUCAGAAAUAAGCAAGGAAAUUAUCCAAUCUUCACAAUUAAGUAGAUGAAAAUGAUUAAUAAAGACGUAUCGAUCAAGAUUUAGGGUAAAAAUUUGAAGAUAAUGUCAUCACGUAUUUAUUAAAUGACUAAUUGUCACAAGUUAGUGUUUUACAAAUUUAAAAUGAUUUAUUUCCUCUAUCUCAUUCUACUUAUCGUUGAAUCGUCAAUAUUUUAUUCAGUAUCAAAAGUUUAUUAAUAAUUGGGUUAGUGCUAUAAGAAAUCUGUUGGUAUUUGGAUUUUAAAAACAAAAAUAAGGCAAAAAGGAUACAACUGAAGAGAAUGUUAUGACAUGAAAAAAAUGAUAGAUACUGAUGCUAAUAAUAAUUCCAAUUUAGAGAAAUCAGAAGCCAACAAGCUUUGUGGAGUUUGUGGUGAUAAAGCAUUUGGAUACAAUUUUAAUGCCAUUACUUGUGAAUCGUGCAAGGCAUUUUUUCGUAGAAAUGCAUUAAAGACAAAGGAAUUCAAGUGUCCUUUUGACGAAAAUUGUAAGGUGAAUAUUGUUACUCGACGUUUCUGUCAGAAGUGCAGAUUAAAAAAAUGUUUUGAUAUAGGAAUGAAAAAAGAAUGGAUUUUAACAGAUGAAGAAAAAAAAAUAAAACGUGCAAAAAUAGAAGAAAAUCGACAAAAAAGAAUUUUGAAUCCAGAUUCCAAACAGUUACUUGAUAUAGAAUUGAAUAGUAGUAAUUCUUGUAACUUGGAAACUUCCUCUCUCAGAGAAGUCACUAAACCCCAAGCACGAGUAACAGGUAUUCAACAGCCUUUUAUAGAAUCUAGUGUUGAUAGUGAUUAUUUAAAUAAUUCUGAAAACAUAAUUAAUGAUAUAAUUGAAAAAUCAGAAAAUAACAAACAAACAGAUGAUGAUAAUAGUCAAAGUAAUAAUUCUGAUUUAUCUUUAGAAAAUAGCAUUUGCUUAUCUGUCAAAAAUAUGAAAGGAGAAGAAGUACCUAUGAUGGUGACUGUUCUUGCAAUGAACACACCAAAUAUUAGGAAAUCGUUAAAUAUAUCCCAAACUACAGCAGUUGUGCAAAAAACUGUACAAACUGAAUCAGACACCUUAAAUAAUUAUAGUUCACAAAAUGAAUUUCAGUCACAGAUACAUGCAAUAGACUCAUUAACUACAGAAAAUAAAGAUGAAAUUGUGCCAAAAUCGGUUUUGCAAGUUGCUAUUGAAACUGAAUUUUCAAAAGUUCCCAUUCGUGAAUAUAAUUCAAGUUUUAAAAAAUUAUCAGAAACUGAACAUAAUAAACUUGAUGAACUGAUAGUUGCCAAUGAAAUAUUAAAAAUGCCACUUAUUUUUGGUGUGCCUGAUCCAAGUUUGUUAGAUGUCAUAAACAUGACAGACCAUGCUAUUCGACGUCUCAUUAAAAUGUCAAAAAAAAUAAAUGGCUUUAAGACAUUAUGUCAGGAUGAUCAGAUUGCUCUUCUGAAAGGUGGAUGCACUGAAUUGAUGAUCCUUCGUUCUGUAAUGUCUUAUGAUCCUGAAAAAGAUUGUUGGCAUGGCCCUCAAGGACCAAAAACAAUGUCUAUAAAAGUUGAUAUCUUAAAGGAAGCUAAGGGAAAUGUUUAUGAAGAACAUAAACGUUUUAUUAAUUCAUUUGAUCCUGUUUGGAGAGCAGAUGAAAAUGUUAUGUUAAUUUUAAGUGCCAUUGCAUUGUUUACUCCAGAAAGACCUAAUAUUGUACAUAAAGAUGUUGUUAAAAUGGAACAAGGAAUGUAUUACUAUUUGUUAAGGAGAUAUUUAGAGACUGUGUAUUCUGGAUGUGAAGCUCGCUCAAUAUAUCUUAAACUUAUCAAAAAAAUUGAAGAACUUCAUAUAUUGAAUGAAAAGCAUGUCCGAGUAUUUUUAGAUGUAAAUCCCAAAGAUGUUGAGCCAUUACUCAUUGAAAUAUUUGAUUUGAAACAUUGAAACUCAUUGGGUCAGAAUUUUCAAAUAUGUAUUUUUUCUUAAUAAUUUCAAAAUGAAAAUAAAUUGUAUAUAUAUAAA